Molecule: messenger RNA, 1740 nt
Organism: Podarcis muralis (Common wall lizard)
Lineage: Eukaryota; Metazoa; Chordata; Lepidosauria; Squamata; Lacertidae
Source: RefSeq, a predicted model, not a curated record
CGCAGCGCCUGUUCUCGGAAGGCGGGUCCGCGGCGGCAAACGGAGGCUGGAGGAAAUAGCGAGAAGGGUCGUCCUCCUCCUCGCAGCCGGGGCGUGCAGGCCUUCCAUUGCACGCUAUGUUUGCCGACUUGCGUGAUUAACGUGCGCGUUAGGGGGAAAGUAUCGUAGGAAGAGAGAGCAGUGUCUCCGCAGAUCACCUCAAAGUAGAAUCAACCUUACAAACAAAGUGUGAUCAAAAAUAAUAUUGGAAACUGCGCCUGUGCUGCUCCUAGGUUAUGUUUUGCAAUUUUGAUUUUACAUUCAUGAGAAGUUUUUACGAUGCUUGGGAAGAACUCGAGAUGGAGCGAACAGACUUUGUCUUGUUCUGAAAUAACAACACUACCAUUUUUCUUUCUAGCAGGCAGGGCUCUCGGUUAGUACCUUUUGCAGGAAGGGAGGAGCUGCAAAGGAGACGAAGGUGGGACCUGGAGACUGGAAAGGAGACGAAGGUGGGACCUGAAACAGGAUUCCGGCAGUGAGGCUCCCUGGCCUCGGUUCCAGGAGGAGCCUUGGAGAAUAUCCUGGGCAUUGCAGGAGGCUUGCCCUCCUACAGCCUCGAUUGAGGUGCGUAGCAACUGGCGAUGGAGAAAUUCAUUGUCCGGGGGCCUCUUAAGACCACAGCAACAAAGAACAAGAGGAAGUCCCCUGGACCAGAGCGGGAGGAGGCUGACUCUGGUGCAGAAGGCAGUGGAAGAAGCAAGAAGAGGCCCAAGUUGGAUGCAUCCCACCAAAGCAAGACUCCCUUGGUUGGUGCUUCAUGGAAACACAUCCGGGCAGAAGGGCUAAACUGCGAUUAUAGGAUCCUUUUCAACAAAGCAGAGGCUGACAGGAUCUUCCAGGAGCUUGAAAAGGAAGUGGAAUAUUUUGAAGCAGGAGAGUUCACUAAACUCCACAUAUUUGGAAAGUGGCACAACAUCCCAAGGAAACAAGUGACCUACGGGGAUGCUGGCUUGACGUACACAUACUCAGGUGUCACUUUCUCACCCAAGCCAUGGAUUCCAGUUCUGGGUCACAUAAGAGACCAAAUCCAGCUAACCACCGGGGACACCUUCAAUUUUGUUCUCAUUAACAGAGGGCAGUGCAGGAGGAGCUUGACAUCCUACUGCAAUUCUACAGGAGCUGCCCUUGACUACGUUUGCCAACUGCUGCUCUCCAGAUGUUUUUGGACUACAAUUCCCACCAGCCACUGCCAGCAGAGUUACAUGAUACUGAGUUUAUGGGAACAAAAGGACAUGCAUUUUUGCAUUUAACAUUUACAUUCAAAUAUCAGUCAUAAUCAUAAAAAAAUAGGAUUCUCUGAGUCCUUGGGCUUCCUGCCACCCUUCCAUGGGUUCCAUUAUUAAUCUUUUCCCACCUGCAUCCUAUAAAGUUCUCUAUUUAUCUUUAAUAUUCAAUUUAUACCAUUGUUCAUGUUACAUCGGAAAACAACAGCUGGGCAGAGCUGAGUGGGGAACAGCUAGGAGAAGGGGGAGAGAGAGAGAGAGAGAGAGAGAGAGAGAACGGACUCCCCUUUGCUGCAGAGUGUCCAGUUUUUAUCUCCAAGGGCAAGGAGAGCUGAUAAGGUUGCUAUGCAGAAGGCUCAAUGGUUGUGAGAUGCCGGGGUGGGGGGAGUAGGAGGGAAGCUUAAUUGGGAGCACCUUUAUCUCGGGAAUGGAUGCUUUGUUCUUCUCCUGUGAUCAUUAAAGACCCUUUAAAUGGUAA